Messenger RNA from Heteronotia binoei (common prickly gecko), 5543 nucleotides. It is a transcript of the gene CCDC186, whose product is annotated as coiled-coil domain containing 186. The coding region runs from base 1053 to 3749 and encodes 898 amino acids. Lineage: Eukaryota; Metazoa; Chordata; Lepidosauria; Squamata; Gekkonidae. Gene Ontology annotation, biological process: vesicle cytoskeletal trafficking. Gene Ontology annotation, molecular function: small GTPase binding. Gene Ontology annotation, cellular component: trans-Golgi network. The transcript is spliced from 16 exons. The record is from RefSeq and is a predicted model, not a curated record.
UGGGUGACUCGCCAAGCAAGAGGAAGAAGCGAGUGGGACGGUUGCUGCCUCGCUCAUCUUUGCAUUGCGUUGCCCAGCAGUUCGAGUCACGAGCCCUAAAGCUAUCAUUGUUCAUCGCAUGACUAAGAGCCGUAGUAAACCAGAGGGAGGGUUUGCCUCCUUCGGGUACCACCUGGGUGUGGAGAGUCAGGAUUUAUACCAGACAAACUUUAGGAGAUUAGAGCCGCUGGUCGUGAGUUGAGCUGCAAGCUUUCACCUCACAAGUCGCAGUUGUUUAUUUCAAAGCGAAAGUGAAGUAAACGUGCAAUUUGUUUUUUUUUUUAAAUUGCUGCCUUAUCCACGGCAUAGCCCACAAAGCACUCAGUAUAAUUCGAGGAGGGCUAGUGACGAAAUGACAGGUAUGCCACUGCAAGUCUCUUACAGUUUAAAGGCAUAAGGUACGUUCCAUCAUUUUUUCAACCCUAAGUCAUUUGAAGCCACUAUCCAGUUGAUUUCAAUGUCAUUUACAAUCACAUCCCAAUACGUGUUCUUACGAUCGGGUUGCAGGUGUAUUAUACAAGCUACGCUACACAUGUCUGCAUUACACACCUGAACUGGUAAUGGUCAUUUCCUUUUCUUUAUGAAAUGUACAAUGCAGUUCUAAAAACACUUUCUGAGCUUUAGGGCUCGUGACUCGAACUGCUGGGCAACGCAAUCCAAAGAUGAGCGAGGCAGCAACCGUCCCACUCGCUUCUUCCUCUUGCUUGGCGAGUCACCCAACCCACUCUCCCCACUUUUUUGUAGGCCGAUAAUAAGAUCCAGCUCCGCCUCUGCUCCUCCUCCGUGCUGAAGCUGCUGUGGUGUCUGCGGCAGCCAUCUUUGUUGAUGUGUCAGCUUUCGGUUCCUCUUAGGGGGUUGCUGCAGGAGUCCGGAGAGGGAGAAUGAUGUCUCUCGCUCUCUCAUAUCACUGUAAGCUAUGGGGAGUAGCUACUACUGCAACUGAUACUCUGGUUCCCAGCUUCCUGAUAAACUGCUAAGAGCUUCCUGACUCGGAAAAGAUUGUGCAUGGAAAGAUGGAAGAGAAUUUAGCAGAAGAACAAGGUGCAUUAAGUAUUGAGGAAGCUGUCAAAACUCUUGAAACUGGUGACUGUCUGCACAUUCCAUGCACUGGAGCUGAUCAAAUCACUUUGAGAACAGAUGAUAAACAGAGGAUAUUGAAUCCCAGUUCAGCAGCUACAGAUGCAAGUGGAAAUGGGAGCAGUGUUGAUACACAGUUUAUACCAGAAGUCAAUGGAGGAGGAGAUUGUCAAGCUGAAUCCUUUGAAAUACAAAUAGAAGGAUCCAAGAAAGCAGACUGCUUACCUGCUACAGACUGUGAACAACCAUUUUCCAAAAGGGAUAGCACAAAUCAGUCCCUAAUAGACAUAUUACAUGAGCUCAGAGAGUAUGAUCAUAUAAAAAGGUCUGACAGGAUCUGUUCAGAUAGCCUCUAUGACACAGAUUGUACCAAGAACCUUAUUUCAACUAUACAAACUACUUCCUCUCAGGAGGCAUUGCUAGAAGAGAUAGAGUCUGAACUACUAUCGACAGAUUUAUUGAGCGAUCAUAAGCCUCCAAAUGGAGUCUGCAAGAGCGAGGCUGCAUUGGCUGUGUUUGAAAAAUACAUGCAAGAUAAAUAUCUACAGCAAGAGCACACAAUAAAGAAAUUAAUUAAGGAAAACAAGAAGCACCAGGAGCUAAUUUUGGAUAUUUGUUCAGAAAAGGACAAUUUAAAAGAUGAAUUAAAAAAAAGAUCAGAAACUGAAAAACAGCAUCUCGGCAUUAUUAAGCAGUUAGAGGCCAGAAUAGAGGACCUCCAAAAAGAAGUUAAAGGUGCUAAAGAUAAACUUGUAUCGCAAGAUGCUGCUGCAAAAAAUGCUAUCCAGCAACUACACAAAGAGAUGGCCUUUCGUACCGAUCAGGCAAACAAGAAAUGUGAAGAAGCCCGUCAAGAAAAAGAAGCCAUGGUAAUGAAGUAUGUUAGAGGAGAAAAGGAGUCCCUAGAUCUUCGAAAGGAAAAGGAGGUACUUGAAAGGAAACUAAGAGAUGCAAAUAAAGAAAUCGAAAAGCACAGUAAUAAAAUAAAGCAUCUGUCUCAGGAAAAAGCACGGUUGCAUCAACUCUUUGAAAACAAGGAAGGUGAAGCCACUAGAAUGUCAAGAGAAAUAGAAAAAUUAAAAGAAGAAAUCAAUUCUCAUGUGAUUAAAGUGAAGUGGGCCCAGAACAAACUGAAGGCUGAAAUGGAUUUACACAAGGAAACCAAAGAUCGGCUUAAGGAGGCAACAACAAAGCUGACUCAAGCAAAAGAAGAAUCUGACCAGAUACGAAAAAAUUGCCAAGAAAUGAUAAAAACUUACCAAGAAGCCGAAGAAAUUAAAUCAAAUGAAUUAGAUGUGAAACUCCGACUUACAAAAGGAGAACUGGAAAAACAACUGCAGGAAAGGUCUGAUCAUCUAGAGGUACAUCAUGCAAAAAUAAAAGAACUUGAAGAUGUGAAGCGAACAUUUAAAGAGGGUAUGGAUGAGCUGCGAACACUAAGAACAAAGGUCAAGUGUCUAGAGGACGAACGGCUGAGAACAGAAGAUGAAUUAUCAAAAUACAGAGAAAUUAUUAAUCGCCAGAAGGCUGAAAUUCAGAAUCUUCUGGACAGAGUGAAAAUCAUAGAUCAGCUUCAGGAGCAGCAUAUGAAAGAUGACCAUGAGAUUAAUUCCUUGAAGGAAGAAGUGGACAGCCUCAACUCUCUGAUUACUGACUUCCAGAAGGAUAUUGAUGGCAGCCGAAAAAGAGAGUCUGAGCUAUUAGUCUUCACUGAGAAACUGACCAGUAAGAAUGCUCAGCUACAGUCAGAGACCAACUCCUUACAGAUGCAGCUUGAUAAACUUACCUACAGUGAGAGAGAAUCACAGAAUCAGCUGGAACUUUUGAGACAAGCAAGAGAUGAGCUGGUAAAUAAAUUGCAGAAGGAGGAGCAGCAUCACAAAGACAAUGUUGAAAAACUGCAGAUAGAACUGAGUUCUCAGCAGAAAGCACUAGCAGACAUGAAUACUCUAGCAGAUGAAUUGAAAGAUGAGUUGGCUACUCAGAAACGAAAACAUGCAGCAAAUCUUAAAGACCUCACCAAGCAACUUCAGCAAGCACGAAGAAAAUUGGAUCAGUUUGAAAAUGGCAACUAUGAUAAAGAAGUCAGCAGUAUGGGAAGUCGUUCCAGCUCAUCUGGAUCUCUUAAUGCUCGAAGCAGCAAUGAAGACCGUUCACCGGAAAAUAGUGGUUCUUCAGUAGCUGUGGACAACUUCCCAGAAGUGGAUAAGACCAUCUUGAUUGAGAGAAUAGUAAGGCUACAGAAAGCUCAUGCUCGGAAAAAUGAAAAGAUGGAAUUUAUGGAGGAUCAUAUCAAGCAGCUGGUGGAAGAAAUCAGGAAAAAAACUAAAAUAAUACAGAGUUACGUUUUAAGAGAAGAAGCUGGUACAUUGUCCUCCGAAGCCUCUGACUUCAACAAAGUGCAUUUAAGCAGGCGUGGUGGGAUCAUGGCUUCUCUCUACACGUCUCACCCAGCAGACAGUGGGCUCACAUUAGAACUCUCCCUGGAGAUAAACAGGAAGCUUCAGGCAGUUCUUGAAGAUACAUUACUGAAAAAUAUCACUCUAAAGGAAAAUCUGCAAACACUGGGAACAGAAAUAGAACGGCUAAUUAAGCAGCAGCAUGAUUUGGAACAGAGGCUGAAGCAAACAUAGCUGAGAGCAACGCCAAGAAGGCAGAAAAGGCAGGUGCACCGAACCCUCAUGGUAUAUGAACCGCUUGUCUGCCAGUGUCUUCUGUCAGUCCUGUGCAGCUUUAAUAAUGCAUUCUUAUGAGAAAGGUUUGCAAGACCUAGGCCCUAAUUGCCUGCAUUGUGUGAAGUGGUGGAGACUUUGAUGAACUUAUAUAUGAACAAUGUCUUCAUCUAUUUCAAUUUUGACUGCAACUAGAUACAGCCUUGUGCGACAAAGAGAGAGAGAGAGUCAUCGUGAUUUUUCAGACACUUAUUUUGUGUGCAAUUAAAAUACCCUGUCCAUGAAGAAGCUUGAAAAGAGUAUACACGGGGGAGGGUCUUUUUGUAAGGGUGAGUGGGACUUAACAUAGUAGGACAUAAACAUUCUCACAUGCAUAGAGUUACUUAAAUUGGUUGAGGGUUUUUUUUAUUUAUAACAUGUAGGGAAAGGCCUUCAUCAUAAGACUGUUUCUUUGCUCUAAGGACAUGGUAUUACAUAUUUUAUCAAUUAAGAGUAUAAAAGGUCUCUUCAGUUAUGCCUUUUUUUAAAAAAGAGAGUGUGUUGAAUGUGAAACUUCUGCUGCGGUCAAUGGGUUUAAGAAGUUGCUGCCUGCAUAUAAACAGCUGCAUGCAUCUGUAACAUAAUGUGAAACUGGAGAGCUAAUGAUAACUCUGAACUUUGGGAACAUACUUUGAUAUGGGAACAGUGAUCAAACAGUAUCAUGGCACAAAUAUGGAUGAUAAAGCACUAAUGCAUGAUAGUGUUGGGGGGCAGAAGGAAAAGGAAGGUGUCCUUGAUGUUCUUUUGCAAAAGUGAGAGUCAUAGUGGGUCUGACACUACCAAUGGCUGUGUCUGUGCUUUGCACAGAAAGGUCAUUCUCUGUCACUUGCUGCUGUGGUGAGCACCUGUGUUCCCUUUAUUUUUGACUAUGAUGAGAGGGUAAUAUCCAUGCCAAAAUAUGAGUGCACAAUUUCCAAAAUACGUAUCUAAAACAUUAGAUGCAACUAAGCAUGGGAGUAUGUGGACAAAAUGCAAUGAACUCAAGAGAGGCUCCAACAUUUUGGAAAGAGAGAAGAGGUAGUGUUAGUUAGCCUUACUGUGCAUUCUCUCUUGUUAUGGCAUGCACUAUCAUGUGUCUGUGUUUCCAAGGAGCAGAGCAGUCGAAGGAGGUUCCUCUUCCUCGUGAUGGUGUGAUGAUUUGUAUGGCUUUCCUAAAUGAAUUGUGCAUGUUCAGGUUCAUACUUGUCCUUUUAUGAGGAGAGAGGUUGAGUAAAAUCUUUCUCUCACACACACGCACACCCCAUUGCUGGUUCUGUGGUUAGUGUGAAUGUGAACUAACACAUUAAGAACUUUUUCCUGCUUUGCUUCAUUAAAAUAUAGAAACUGCCUCAGAAAUCUGAAAUACUUCUGCCUUUGAUUAUCCUUAAAUUUCCCUCCUCCUAUUGCAAAAACAAAUGACCUCCCCACCAAUUGCAAUAUUCAAUUAUUUAUUCAAAGUACAAAAAUGCCACUUGAAUAGUUAACAUAGUUUCCUGUGAUUUUUCCAUUUCUCCUUGGAUGUAUACAGUUUUAAUUGCACUCCAAGAAUACUGCUUUUUUUGAAAAUUGAACAGUCAUUGUAUAAACAUGUAUAGUGCAAGAGUUUGUAUUUUUUUUUUUAAAGCCACACAUUUCAUAUUUUUCUGGGAGUGAUAUGUGUGUACAGUAGCAACAUUACAGUAGCAGAACUAUUUUGAUUUUCAGUGUAUAAUCUCAAACUCUGCACAUUAUGUCCUG